AUGGGCGACCAUAAUUCGGGCCGAUUAGAGGCCUUAUUAGAUUUUUUUAUUAAAAAAUACCCCGAAGCGUACAAGGAGUUCACCGAUGUGAACCCCGAAGUAAAGCCCACCUCAUUCGAUACGGACAGCCCAGCCUCACCGGACUGUCCAAAAAGCAAUCCAUGCGACAUGGAUUGCUCACCAAUCGGCUCGGAAGCCGAGUCAGAUUCAACGCCGUCCUCCUCAGACGCAGAGGAGGAUAACGACGGGUUUGAAACAGUCAUAACAAAAUCAGGUAAAAGAAAGGCGGCCAAGUCAUUAAAGGCGCCGCCGCCAACCAAGAAACCGUCAACCCCAGCAGCUGCCGGUGCAGCUGCGCGCGCACCUGCGGGCACACCUGUGUCCGCACCUGCGGGCACACCUGUGUCCGCACCUGCGGGCGCACCUGCGACCGCUCCUGCGGGGCUACCUGGGUCCGCACCCAAACUCUGA
Messenger RNA from Danaus chrysippus (African queen), 471 nucleotides. Lineage: Eukaryota; Metazoa; Arthropoda; Insecta; Lepidoptera; Nymphalidae. The record is from the annotation of a GenBank genome assembly.